Messenger RNA from Fraxinus pennsylvanica, 345 nucleotides. The record is from the annotation of a GenBank genome assembly. Lineage: Eukaryota; Viridiplantae; Streptophyta; Magnoliopsida; Lamiales; Oleaceae.
AUGCGAGGUGGUCGAGGUGGCAGAAGUGAAAGCGGUUGGUCUAAGAGCUCUAGAAGCAACAGGAGUGAUUGGCUAAUUGGUGAUAGGAGAUCAAGCCGGUCGUCAUCUUUCAACUGUGGACGGACUGGCCACAGGGCAUCAGAAUGCCAUACCAAGAUUCCGAUGCUCAAGAGCAAAUGCACCCUAGACGACAGGGAUAACAAUACACAGACUAGGGAAGGACGUGAAAAUGUGAAGGCCAUCUACAUCAGAGUGCAACAUCAACUCCAUAUGAUAAAGGAACAGAAUGCACAAGUUUCAGAUAUCCAUAUAGAGAACAUCGGUAGAACACCUGAUAUGCUGUAG